AUGGGAUUUUGGGAUCGGGGCUGGGAUUCCAUCCCCAUUCCCAGAUCCUUCCAUCCCAAAUCUCCGUCAUUCCGGGUGCGGGAGUCGCUGGCGGCCCAGACGGGGCUGACGGUUCGAGUGGUCCAGGUCUGGUUCCAGAACCAACGAGCCAAGGUGAAGAAGCUCGCCCGCCGACAGCAGCAGGAGCAGCUCGGGAAUUCCAGAGGGGAAAUUCCAGAGGGGAGGAGAGGCCGGGAUCGGGAUGGGGAAGGCUCGGGAAUUUUCCAGGAGCCUCCCGGGGACGCUCCGGGAUCCAGCGAGAAUUCCCGGCGGGCGAACCUCGGGAAUGCCGGAAUUCCCGGAAUUCCGGAGUUUGGGAAUGGCCGGGAGCGGCUCCAGCCCGGAAUUCCGGGAAUUCCAGAGUUUGGGAAUGCCCUGGAGCGCCCCUAUCCCGGAAUUCCUGGAAUUCCUGAGCCCGGGAAUCCCCUGGAGCAACUCUAUCCUGGAAUUCCAGAGUUUGGGAAUGGCCUGGAGCGCCCCUAUCCUGGAAUUCCUGGAAUUCUGGAGUCCAGGAAUGGCCGGGAGCGGCUCCAGCUCAGAAUUCCGGGAAUUCCAGAGUUUGGGAAUGCCCUGGAGCGCCCCUAUCCCGGAAUUCCUGGAAUUCCUGAGCCCGGGAAUGCCCUGGAGCAGCUCCAUCCUGGAAUUCCGGAGUUUGGGAAUCCCCGGGAGCAGCUCCAUCCCGGAAUUCCGGGAAUUCCAGAGUUUGGGAAUGGCCGGGAGCGGCUCCAGCCCGGAAUUCCCGGAAUUCCAGAGCCUGGGAAUGCCCUGGAGCGCCCCUAUCCUGGAAUUCCUGGAAUUUUGGAGUCUGGGAAUGGCUGGGAGCGGCUCAAUCCCGGAAUUCCGGAGUUUGGGAAUCCCCUGCAGCGCCCCUAUCCUGGAAUUCCCGGAAUUCCUGAGCCUGGGAAUCCCCUGGAGCGCCCCUAUCCCGGAAUUCCGGGAAUUCCUGAGCCCGGGAAUGCCCUGGAGCGGCUCCAUCCCGGAAUUCCGGAGUCUGGGAAUGGCUGGGAGCGGCUCCAUCCCGGAAUUCCCGGAAUUCCAGAGUUUGGGAAUGCCCUGGAGCGCCCCUAUCCCGGAAUUCCCGGAAUUCCUGAACCCGGGAAUCCCCUGGAGCGCCCCUAUCCUGGAAUUCCGGGAAUUCCUGAGCCCGGGAAUCCCCUGGAGCGCCUUUGCUCCAUGCACAGCUCCGACUUCACCUCCUGA
Cyanistes caeruleus (blue tit) is the source of this 1239-nucleotide messenger RNA. The record is from RefSeq and is a predicted model, not a curated record. NCBI's taxonomy places the organism in Eukaryota, Metazoa, Chordata, Aves, Passeriformes, Paridae.